UUUCGCAAGCUCUUCCUUCUUUAAGUGGGAAGCCUGCGGGAAAAGGGCGGCACGAGGGAUGGCACAUUGUCUUGUGAGGCCCAGAAGGGCCGGUGCCAGGUGGAGGGCGUGUCUGGAGCCUGCAGUGGUGGAACAAGAGCGAAUUUCUCUUGGUUGCUCAUGAGAUUUAGCUCUGCUGAAGAUACUUUUUUACAUACAGCUUCAUUUAAACCCAACACUGAUUACAAGAGAUAGUCUGGACAUUUAAGUUGCUGGGGCUAAUCUAGAGGCACGUUACCUUCGUAAACUCCCAUUUAACUUAUGACUAAGUGUAAUUCCUUUGCAUCUGACACAUGUACAUCUUUGGCUUUUGCUUUAAAACUUACGGCAUGAUGAAGAUGGCUAUAGAAAAGCUCACUGCAAAGAGCUUCAGAAAGACCCGUUUAUUUUGUAUUUCAUUUACAGUCUUGGACAGUUGUCCCUGAUUUUACCCAUCAUGCCCACUCUGCCUCAUUAUCAGCAGUAGCAGUGAAUAACAGAUAUGUGGUCACAGGGAGCAGAGAUGAGACAAUCCAAAUCUAUGAUAUGAAAAAGAAGAUAGAGCAUGGGGCACUGCUGCAGCACAAUGGCACAGUAACUUGUCUGGAGUUCUAUGGUACUGCACAUCUACUGAGUGGGGCUGAAGAUGGACUAAUUUGUAUCUGGAACACAAAGAGAUGGGAAUGCCUGAAAUCCAUUAAGGCACAUAAGGGGCACGUGACAUCUCUUUCUAUUCAUCCUUCUGGGAAAUUAGCUUUGUCGGUAGGAACAGAUAAAACAUUAAGAACUUGGAAUCUUGUAGAAGGACGAUCAGCCUUUAUCAAAAACCUGAAGCAAAAUGCCCAAAUAAUUAAAUGGUCUCCCAGUGGAGAGAAGUAUGUGACCGUGAUAACAAAUAAGGUGGAUGUCUACAAACUUGACACAGCCUCAAUCGCUGGCACCAUCACAACUGAGAAGAGAAUUUCUUCGCUUACAUUUAUUACAGAUUCUAUCCUUGCUAUAGCUGGAGAUGAUGAAGUUAUAAGGCUCUUCAACUGCGACUCUCAAAAAUGCCUAUGUGAAUUUAAAGCUCAUGAAAACAGAAUAAAAGAUAUCUAUAGUUUUGAAAGGGAAGGACAACAUGUUAUUGUUACUGCGUCCAGUGAUGGUUACAUUAAAAUGUGGAAUCUGGAUCUUAAUAAGAUUAAAGAUAUGCCAACUUUACUAUGUGAAGUCAAUACCAAAGCUAGACUGACAUGUCUGGCAGUAUGGUUUGACCAAGCUUCAGAAAUCAAAGAAAAUUCUAAUAAAGCCACAACAUCAUCUCAAGCAAAUGAAGAUGAGAAGUCAUCAAUAGUCAGGAAAAAGAAAGUUUGUUGGACGGAUAAGAGUGAUAAAACACCAAAAAGAGGCAGAAAAAUUACUCCCGAGAAGCGAAAAUUGGAAACUCCACUGCAAAAGAAGAAAAAGAAACUGAAGAGCUCAGAAUGAAGGCAACUACUUUCUUCAAUAAAAAGCAAAUGGUGGUGUUUCUGUAAUCAGUUUUUACGAGGAUCUAAACCUUUGACAGAACGUACACUUCUGAAGAGAUCUGAUGUGUCAAAGUAAUGAUAUCUUUGAUGAAUUGACUGAUCAUUUUGGGAAGCACCAAAAGAAGUGGCAAAAAUAAAUGCGUGAAGUGUAAUAUUUAUAUUUUUAUAUUGACAAUAUAACAACUUUUUAACUGGCUCUGAAAAUGUCAGCAAAAGCAAUUAAAAAUAACUAGAACUGCUACAUCAA
Struthio camelus australis is the source of this 1776-nucleotide messenger RNA. The record is from RefSeq and is a predicted model, not a curated record. Lineage: Eukaryota; Metazoa; Chordata; Aves; Struthioniformes; Struthionidae.